AUGGGUGACUAUCAUUUCAAUAAUGGACAACGGGCUUGUAUAUUCGGUAUCGCUCCUGCGGGUAGCAGUACCGCGGUGUUGGGGGAUACGUUCCUACGCAGCGCUUAUGUCGUGUAUGAUCUUGCGAAUAAUCAGAUCUCUCUCGCCAAUACACACUUCAACUCGACAAAGAACAAUGUUCUAGAAAUUGGCACCGGCACGGAUUCAGUACCCAGUGCCACGGCUGUGGCUAACCCUGUGACUUCUGUUGCUGUUGGUGGUUCCGGCGCGCGCAUUGGUGGUAUCGGUGGUGGUAGUGGCAAUAGUAUUUUCACGACAACGGAGAACUCGGCGCCGAAGCAGACGGGCAUGGCUCAUCAUCUCGCUAUCGGUUUGGCUGGUGCUGGAUACCUGCUUGCUUUGUGA
Molecule: messenger RNA, 405 nt
Organism: Penicillium waksmanii
Lineage: Eukaryota; Fungi; Ascomycota; Eurotiomycetes; Eurotiales; Aspergillaceae
Exons: 1
Coding region: 1-405 (134 amino acids)
Source: RefSeq, a predicted model, not a curated record